AUGCCUCCCCGAAGCUCACUGACUAGCUCCUUCUCGGUGACCGAUGCCAACAAUGAGGUCGUCUGUCCCUUGAAGAAUAACGACGGUUCCAAUUGUCGCAAGCGAUGUCUAGGGGAAAAACGCUAUCGAUCUAUGCAGGAGCACAUUCGACGUGCGCAUCCGAAUCACUACAUCCCGAAGCUCCCGGCGACCGAGGAGAGCUUCCUGCUGAUGGUGAACACCCCGCCUGAGCAACGUGUGCAGCUAUCUCCGCCAGAACCCGCCCAACCCCGGCGACCUCACGAUGUGGCGCCGGAAAGGGACAUCUAUGUCGCUGAUGCCGGCUCUCCGGUUACCCCUCGAGCUGAUGAACCUCACCCAGCGGCGGCCACCGCGGCAGUUGCGCUGGCACAAUUGCACCACCAUAGACUGGCCUCUGACUGGGACACAGACAUGGAUACCCAUUCUGAUACCGACUUGAGUCAUCCGCGCAUGCGCGGAAUUGAACUGCCCCCGCUGCGUGAUCAUUUCAAGCAGGAGUCUCUCCCGCAAUUUUCGCCCCGUCCUCGCGAGCUUCUUCCAUCCAUCCUCAAUCACUCUCCGCCCGGUCGCUCAUCCACAUUACCGCCAAUUCAGCGACGAGACAAAUAUUCCCGUCCGCGCAAAUCGUCGAUCAGUCAAUCGGCCCGCAAACCCAAGCAGGAUCGGCCCAAGUCCAAGGAGUUCGGACGGCGACCCAGUCUUACUGACCGCAAAGCGCUUUCAGCAGAGCCGCAGACCGCGGCCUGGGCGCAAGGCAAGCGCUGGGAGGAUUUGAUUGAAGCUGCGACGUCAGCGACCGAAGCAGAUGAUGAGCGCUAUUCUGAGGCCGGUCCGUCUCCCACGAUUGCCCCACUACUCUCCAACGUGACGUCGGCUCCUUCUGUGAAAAAUCGGUCUUCGCUACCACCCGCUUUCCAAUCCACGGGACUGCCUCCUAUUUCUUCACAUCGGCAAUUCCCAGGGCAUUCCUACGCCGCCUCACCCCUGCACAAAGCCUUGACUCCACCGCCGUUCGAUACUCACCGUCGUGACAACGAUUUGGAACCAUUCCCAUCCAUUGAAUCAUCACUCGACUCGAUGUCUUCAGCAUCCGGCAGGAACUUUGCCUCCUCGGUUUCAGGAGUGGCACCGUCCGUGAAUUCGGAUUCAAGUCCAGUCCUGAAUCUUAUACCACCCAUCCAACGUCCACACCACCGAUUCUCUAAUCCGACUCCAUCGUCCUUCCGCAACAAAGAGGUCCAAGUUUUCUGCGCCAAUUGCAAACGACCUUCUGCUUUGAAUGAAUGCUAUGCGUGCACGGAGUGCAUCUGUGGAGUUUGUCGCGAAUGUGUGGGCGCGUUCAUUGGCAGUCCGCCCUCUUCAUUCCGGACUCCAGGAAACGGGCAUUUAAACAAUGGAUCUCAAGGGCCGACAAGUUACCCUGGUCCUCGUGGAUGUCCACGAUGUCGAACUGUGGGAGGGCAAUGGAAAGCCUUCCAAAUUGAUAUCAAAUGA
This is a messenger RNA of Penicillium bovifimosum, 1515 nucleotides long. RefSeq lists its product as uncharacterized. The record is from RefSeq and is a predicted model, not a curated record. The coding region runs from base 1 to 1515 and encodes 504 amino acids. NCBI's taxonomy places the organism in Eukaryota, Fungi, Ascomycota, Eurotiomycetes, Eurotiales, Aspergillaceae. The transcript is spliced from 5 exons.